Messenger RNA from Aspergillus mulundensis, 1944 nucleotides. RefSeq names its product CeGAL family transcription factor. The transcript has 3 exons. The record is from RefSeq and is a predicted model, not a curated record. Gene Ontology annotation, biological process: DNA-templated transcription. Lineage: Eukaryota; Fungi; Ascomycota; Eurotiomycetes; Eurotiales; Aspergillaceae. The coding region runs from base 1 to 1944 and encodes 647 amino acids. Gene Ontology annotation, molecular function: DNA binding; zinc ion binding.
AUGGACUCUGGCAAUUCUAACCAUGGAUCUCCCAGCAAACGCCAGAAGCUUACUCCCAAGGCCCACGAGUUGGGGGUGAUGCGCAAGUUUACUGACAAUGGCUCGGAAUCGGCGUCUUUCCUGGGAUCCUCGAGCGGAAUCCACUUCAUUCGCGUCGUGUACAAUGCCUUUGCGCGUCGGUCGGCCCAUCUCAAGCAGCCUCAGCAGGCGUCUAAAGGCGCUCAAGUUCCUGGAGAGGACGACCAGCUGCACCAGCAGUAUCCGGAUCUGUGGCUGCCCCAUGAGCUAAACCUCCAGGCAACAGCGCCCCUAUCCAGGUUCGAUUCGCUAGUCCAGUGGACGAAAGGGUAUUUUGAGAACUGGCAUCCAAUUUUUCCAUUUCUGUCCGGGCCAGGCUUCCUGGUAAUUCUCGAGAAUCUUAGUCGUGAUGGGUUCAGCAACCUCUCACCUGCAGACGGGAUCCUCGUGCGCUCAAUCGUCUCAAUAUCCCUCAUGGAUCGCCGGCAGACCAAUGCUCCCAGCACGCAGAGUCCUGUUCCAGCAGCUCUGGUUUUCCGCUCCGUUCGACAGGCCAUGGAAAGUCUCUUUACUCUGCUUUGCUCACCACCAACCAUCCCUAUUCUCCAGGCGGCUUUUGGUGUCCAGCUGUUUCUCACCUCUCUCCUUCGGCUCAACGCCGCCUCGAGAAUUGGGGGUAUCAUUAUACGCACAGCAUUCCACUUAGGUUUGCACCGGUGUCCUGCACGCUAUUCAUUUACAAGUCUUGAGGUAGCCACUCGCCGCAGGUUAUUUUGGUCCAUCUACUGUCUUGAAAGAUACCUCUCCCAGGCACUGGGAAUCCCUCUCGGUAUCAAGGACGACGACAUUGACGUGUGCUAUCCGAACGCCGAAAUCCAUGGUUCGGUAGACCAAGAUCACAGACUACGUCUGCUAGGUCACCUAUCAAAGUUUGCCAGUCUCCGCGGACGCAUUGUCGAGCUACGCAACAAGUCGAUCAACCACAGAGAAGACUCUGUGGACGCGACUCAGGCCCUUCAUGGGGAGCUAACCCACUGGUGGAACGAUGUUUAUGACGACGUCUACCCUCUUGAACACGACGAUACAGACAAUAACUUAGAGACUCCGAUCGCACAAUUUCAUCGGACUCUGCUCAUAGUCCUUCGCCAGGAAGCCAUCAUUUCCUUGAACCGCCCGCUGCUGGCAGCCGAGGCGUCCUCCCCAGAAUAUCGCACCGCUUUACAAGUAUGCAUUGAAUCUUCACGGUCUCUCCUCACCACGCUGCGGCAGUACCUUGUUGAUACUCCCGGCUCUGUUCCAUUAGUAUGGCCAUCUUUUACUUGGGCUGUGUGGAUGAGCUGCUUGAUACUGAUCUACGCCGCUUGGAAGGGCGAAUUUUCCACAUCCUCAGCAUCGAGAUAUGCUAAAAGUGGUCUCGUUAUUCUGAAAAAUCUGUCGCGCCGUGGCAACACAUGGCCGCAAACUUGCAUCGAAGCCAUUCGCGACCUUGAUUCCGCUCUUACGACACCAGAACAAACACCCCCAGACCCAAGCACCAUCGAUACCAGUCAGGACAAAAGCAAGGACCCGAAUGCUUCCAGAGAAACCCUCGACUCCGACAUCCAACUUGAUGAUCGUUCCUUACAACAGGUGCCCCCUUCGACACCCGGAGAAGGACUCCUCCCAACGCCAAACCCAGUUGUGUCGGCGAGCAAUCAAUGGAGCAACUCGUCCAUGAUUUUUGGAAAUCAAGCAAUGAAUAACCUCGGUGCGGCUUCGGGGCUCGGACUAGGAAUGGGCUUGCCGGACUUUUCCAUUGGCGGUGGCGGUGGUGAAGAUGUUCUGGGGAUAGGUGAUUUGUGGAGUUUGGCAGAUGGACCGUGGUUGAUUCAUGAGAGUUAUGAUCUUGCGGAAAAUGUUCCAAAUAAUACUGAUUUCAUGCUGUAA